Papilio polytes (common Mormon) is the source of this 1566-nucleotide messenger RNA. RefSeq lists its product as uncharacterized. The record is from RefSeq and is a predicted model, not a curated record. The transcript has 3 exons. Bases 64 to 501 code for a protein of 145 amino acids. NCBI's taxonomy places the organism in Eukaryota, Metazoa, Arthropoda, Insecta, Lepidoptera, Papilionidae.
CAGUCGAAGCGUGCCGCGCGCGACCGUUGUACAGUUUUACCAGUUUCCCGCCAUUUGGAAGUUAUGUUGUUCAUAAUAUUAAUAUCAAUCGCGGCAGUAGGCGCCAUGCCGUCAUACAUCGCAGUACCAGCAGACCAGAUAGCGUUCGUGGAUCUGACAGCAAUGAGGGCGAGACGCCUGCCCCGACAGACGCUGGAGCCGCCGCUGCCACAUGCACUGUACCAAGAGGAUUACCAGCCUAUACCAGUGCAGAGAUAUCAACAACAACCAAUAGGUCUUGUACCACCACAACCUGAAGCUCCAGCAAGGCUACUUCAAAUCCAGCAACAAGAAAAAGAUUCAGCACCAGCGCCUAUCGCCCAACCUUCACAGUACGCGGAGAGGCCGCCCGAUUUCGGUGAAUACGUCGACUUCGGCGCCCACACUGGUGACAAUGGCGCUUUCGGUUGGUAUGCUGAUUACCCCGUCAACAAUCAAGAGGAAUCUGGAUAUGGAAAGUAAACUAUUAUUUAGAGGGUAGUUUAUAAUAUAAAAAACAAAAUGGCGGAUGACCACGUGGUUCUAGAAGCCUUGUCUAUUCUUAGCUACCCUCAUCUUUGUUUUUUAAGCACAAACUUGCCUAGUUUAUGAAAUGUCUGUUAUUAUUCAUUAUGUUACCAAAGACAGUAUUGUUUCCGUGAUAGUAGAGUAGAGUUAGCGAAUUACCGCACAUUUGUUUUAGACGGUGAAUUACGCUGUUUUUGCACUAUUUUAUAAUUAGGAUACAAGCAGGCUAAAGACCUGUGUCGAUUUUUAGAGGUUUUUGUUGGUUUAUGAGUUACCGACUUUGUUAAAGUUCCUUUUUUUGUUAUUUGUUAAGUUUUAAAGAACACUGUGAUAUGCACCUUGGUAGUUUUUCGUUUCCAUAUUAAUCUAAUACUCAUAAAUGUAUUUAAUUUUAUCUGUUUCUUUUAUACUUGUUCCUGUUCUUUUGCCAUUUUCACUGCUUAUGUUUUCACUUCUUUCUUUGUUCACUGUUCUCUAUAUUUAAUUUCUGACUGUACUUUUUUCACCGCUUUAUUUUAUCAUCUUGCUUUACCACUGUUUGUAUUUCAAAACUUCACUUUUCAAUAAUAUAAUACACUUUCUUUAUUCUGUUUUCGUUUCAUUUCAUUUUGGUGAUGGUAUUUAAUUCACGAUUAAGCAUUUUCUAUAUUCAUCUUACUUCUUCUAUUUUCUAUUUUUUCUAUUCUUUACUUCGCUUUUUUCCUUCAUCGCUUUUCUUUUCUUUCGCAAUCUCAACUUAUUUUAUUUUCAUAUUUAUGUAUUUCUUAUAUUAUAUUUGAGAGAACUGUACAAUUUCUUUCGACUAUAUUAUUUAUAUUAUACUGAAUGUACUCACAUUUUAUUUUAUUUAUGCUUUAUCUUUCCUCUGCAGUUUAUGCCACUAUCUUGCCAAACAUCUUUCUCUUUUUCUUCCUUAAUAUUAUUUACCACAAUACACUAUAUUAUUUGAGCUAUCGCUAUAUCUGUACUCUAUUUUACUAUUUCAAUUUAUUCUCCUGUUUCUAAACUUUUUAUAAUAUU